UCGAAUUAUUUUAAAUAGAUUUUUCAAUCAUGUGCUAAUAAAACGAUAUUCGAGUCUAUAUGGUCGGCGAUAUCUGACAGGCGGCCGUUUGGUGGCGACCAAGGAAUCUGGCCUGUCAGUUUGUGGACAUUCCUGUCUCCGACUCCGCCCGCAUCGCUGUUCUGUCGCGUUCUUUUUCCGCCCCCUGCGGCCACCGUAGGCGAGUGUGGCAAGAUGGCGGCCGUGGCGCUCGCCGGGGCCGUGAGAGCAGCGACAGGAAUCUUACGGCCCCUGUCUAUUAUAGCAUCUCCAGGAUGUCGAAACAGCACCAGGAAUGCCUGUGCUAUUUCCAUACUGUCCACCAGACAUUUCAGUCAUAUUCAGACACCACUUGUUUCUUCUCCUCCCAGACCUGUCACAUCGGUCACAAACCUUACUUGUGGACUUUCUACAACCAUAUUUAACAGAGUGACUCCCUUGCUUCCCAAUGUCCUGGAGCUGCCGGCCAGAACAGUCACAUACUGCAGUACACAGAAAGGCAAGAGGAAGACGGUGAAAGCCGUCAUCUACAGGUUUCUCAGGCUCCAUUCUGGCCUGUGGUUAAGGAGAAAGGCUGGUUAUAAGAAGAAGUUAUGGAAAAAGAGCACUGCAAGGAAGAAACGCUUGAGGGAAUUAGUAUUCUGCAAUAAAACCCAGAGUAAACUCUUAGAUAAAAUGACCACAUCUUUCUGGAAGAGACGAAACUGGUAUGUUGACGAUCCCUAUCAAAAGUACCACGAUCGCACGAACCUCAGAGUGUAGGGUGGAAGUAUCGUGGCUCGUCAGUCACUGCUUAUGUCUGUCUGUGACUAUGAUGUUUCUGCAAGAAUGAAUAAGUAUAAAACUUAACAAGUGCUAUGUAAACACGCAACACUGGUAUGAAACUUCUGAGAGUUUUAAGACAGAAUGUAUUAAAUGUUCCCAGAUUUGGUAGGAAACCGGAA
Molecule: messenger RNA, 962 nt
Organism: Ochotona princeps (American pika)
Lineage: Eukaryota; Metazoa; Chordata; Mammalia; Lagomorpha; Ochotonidae
Gene: MRPL35
Product: mitochondrial ribosomal protein L35
Exons: 4
Coding region: 214-780 (188 amino acids)
Biological process (GO): translation
Cellular component (GO): mitochondrion; ribosome
Molecular function (GO): structural constituent of ribosome
Source: RefSeq, a predicted model, not a curated record